UCAUAAACUUAUAAUUACCAAUAAAAUCUGUCAUUGAUCUUCAUCAGGGUCGCUGCCAUGGCUUCAGUAUCCAGCAAACUUCACUUUGUCUUUAUGCCGUUAAUGGCACAAGGCCACAUGAUCCCCAUGAUAGACAUGGCGAGGCUUUUUGCAGAGCGAGGAGUGAAGGUCAGCUUGGUCACGACUCCUCAUAAUGCUUCACGAUUUGAUAAAAUUGUUUCUCGAGCAAUAGAAUCAAACCUGGAAAUUCAGCUCGUACAAAUUCCUUUUCCAUGCCAGGAAGUAGGCCUCCCUAUAGGUUAUGAAAAUCUCGACACACUCCCAUCGCGAGAUCUGUUGAGCAAAUUUUAUAUAGCACUUGCUAUGCUACAAGAAUCAUUGGAACGGUUCCUGGAAAACCAGAAGCUGCAUCCUCCAAGCUGCAUAAUAUCGGAUAAGUGCCUUUCCUGGACGUCCGAAACCGCUCAAAAGUUCAAGAUUCCGAGGAUUGUUUUUCACGGGAUGUGUUGCUUCUCAUUAUUGAGCUCUCAUAAUAUAUUGCUACAUAAUGCUCACCGUUCCGUGUCUUCGGAUACCGAACCUUUUGUGGUUCCAGGGAUGACAAAAAGGAUUGAGGUAACAAAGGCCCAGCUUCCAGGGGCGUUUGUGAGUAUACCCUAUUUGGAUGGUGUUCGCAAUAAGAUGAGAGAGGCAGAAUCAUCCGCUUACGGCGUUGUGGUAAAUAGUUUCAGCGAAUUGGAGCAUGGUUGCGUCGAGGAGUACGAGAAGGCGAUUGGGAAAAAAGUUUGGAGCAUUGGUCCAGUUUCGUUAUGUAAUAAGGAGAAUCUAGACAAGUUUGAGAGAGGAAACAAAGCUUCAGUUGAUGAGAAACAAUGCCUGGAAUGGCUCAACUCAAUGAAGGAAAGGUCGGUUAUAUACGCUUGCCUUGGGAGCCUAUGCCGCUUAGUUCCAUCACAACUGAUUGAACUGGGGCUGGGAUUAGAAGCAUCAGGAAAACCCUUUAUUUGGGUUGUUAAAACAGGAGCUGAGCUAGAGAAAUGGUUUUCGGAAGAAGGAUUUGAGGAAAGGAUAAAAGGAAGUGGACUUCUGAUAAAGGGUUGGGCGCCUCAAGUGUUUAUAUUAUCUCAUCCAGCAAUUGGAGGAUUUUUAACCCAUUGUGGUUGGAACUCAACAAUAGAAGGGAUUUGCUGUGGAGUGCCGUUGAUAACUUGGCCUUUGUUCGCUGAGCAGUUCUUUAAUGAAAAGUUGAUAGUGGAGGUGUUAGAGAUUGGAGUUAGAGUAGGUGUUGAAAUUACUGUGAGAUGGGGGGAGGAAGAGAAAGUUGGAGUAUUGGUGAAGAAAGAUGAAGUCGAGAAAGCUUUAAAUAUGGUGAUGGAUGGAGGAGAAGAAGGGGAAAAGAGAAGAGAGAGAUCAAAAGAACUUCAAGUGAUGGCGAAAAGAGCGAUGGAAAAGGGUGGAUCUUCAUAUUUAAACUUGUCACUUCUAAUUCAAGAUAUUAUGGAGCAAUUCACACCAUGCCUGAGUUAAAGAGUUAGAAAAAGAAGCUGAAAGUGGUGUUCAUAUGUACUGUGUUAGUGAUUAGAACAAGUUUGAGAAAAUUUAGUCUUAAUUGUUUCCUAUUUUAAUUAGAAAUUAUACUUUAGGGGUUUAGGGUAAUAAGUUUGUCAUAUUUAUUUGA
Pistacia vera is the source of this 1678-nucleotide messenger RNA. RefSeq names its product UDP-glycosyltransferase 73D1-like. The transcript has a single exon. Lineage: Eukaryota; Viridiplantae; Streptophyta; Magnoliopsida; Sapindales; Anacardiaceae. The coding region runs from base 58 to 1527 and encodes 489 amino acids. Gene Ontology annotation, molecular function: UDP-glycosyltransferase activity. The record is from RefSeq and is a predicted model, not a curated record.